AUGCCCAACCCCGGAAUGCCUCCCAGACCCAUCCUAAAGGCCCUCCCGUCGCCUUCGCUAACAGGCAACAGCCCUCUCCCAUUCGCAUCCUCACGCAUCCCAUCCCUCGACUCGCCGCACGUCCACUUCCCGCCGACACCUUCGAUGGCGCAGAUGGAGAUCACGCACUCGCCGUUCGCGUACGACCGCAAGCCGAUCGUCGUCGCGCCGAACGUGUGUGCAAUGCCGGCGCGCGGCGAGCGGAAAGUGCAGGGUUUCCUCGAGGGGUACUCGAGUAGUAGUAGUGGGGGCUACUUCCAACCUCGUGCCUCGGAAUGUGUGGAAUAUGCCGCGGCCUACGACCCCCCGCCAGAGCUUUAUCAGUCUCCCGAGCCGGCGUCGUCGAUGCUGUUCCGGCAUGAUACCUCGAUACCUACGUCGGCGUCACAGCCAUACCCGUAUCCGUACCCCACCUGUCAAAUCCGCCCUAGUACUGCCCACAACAUCAACCAACGCGAUCGGCACCCAAAGCAGCGCAGCCAACCAGGACACGUCCCGCCGCCGCUCGUCUUCGACUCCGCGUCCAGCGACUCCUCCGACUCGAGUGACCUCGGCUCGCCGCCCGAUCCUAGUAAUCAUGGGAGCGUCUAUCCCCCGACUCCGAUGAAGCAGAAGUACCAUACUCAGCACACUUUGAGCGGCUGCGGGCCAAUGUCGAUGGACCUCUCGCUGUCUUUCAUCACGCAGACGAACGGAGAGACUGAGAGGUACAACGGGAGGUCGGCGAAGCGGAGGAGUAUAGACGAGUCGUCGCAUUCGAGCAAACGGACUAGUAGUACGAGUCGGACCAGGCAGGUCGUGUCUGCGGGGUGUACGAGCGGGUUUAGCACGCUCGUUCCUGGGUUGGACGGCUGCCUGGGUGGGUUUUGA
This is a messenger RNA of Cyclocybe aegerita, 909 nucleotides long. Lineage: Eukaryota; Fungi; Basidiomycota; Agaricomycetes; Agaricales; Hemipholiotaceae. The record is from the annotation of a GenBank genome assembly.